Molecule: messenger RNA, 429 nt
Organism: Strongylus vulgaris
Lineage: Eukaryota; Metazoa; Nematoda; Chromadorea; Rhabditida; Strongylidae
Source: the annotation of a GenBank genome assembly
AUGCUGAACUAUGGUAGUGAAAUGGGAGCACUUGGACAAAAAAUCGGCAAAGGACCAGCCAGAUCUAUGAACGCACUUACACAUGGAUAUCCCACAUUUGGUCUUACUGGUGAGCCCAGCAACGCUGACAAGAAGCUCAGUCAAGAAACAUUGAAAUCCUUCGGAAUACCAAAUCUUCCUGGAUAUCCCACAUUUGGUCUUACUGGUGAGCCCACCAAUGCUGACAAGAAGCUUAGUCAAGAAACAUUGAAGUCCUUCGGAAUACCAAAUCUACCCGGGUUAAAUAAGAUUUUCAACAAACUCGGUGGGAACCGUCCCAGCAAGAGAGUACGCGGCUACGAGCCAGGAUACGGAGCUGUGAAUCCGAAUGCACCAUUAGCUAUCGGAAAGGUAACGUUUCCUAAAUUGCAUGUUUGGACAACUAGCUAA